GACAAGCUAGUCAGUCCCUCUCCGCUAUUGCUAACCAAACUGCGGAACUACACCAGCGACACAGACCCGUUGUUCGUCAUUUGUAGCUUGAAGUUGAGGUGCAGCGUGAAACCCGAAGGCCUUCCUUAUCGAUCACUCUUUGGAGUCGCUUAUCGACUGCAGCGCAGAUUGCAAACGAGAACAAUCACAAGUUGCUUGUUAAGUUAAUGUUAGCUAGUUGCGUCGUUUGACAGCUAAGGCUAACUAGCUAAUCUAAUUGGUAUUCGACGUCAGUUUCAAAACAAAGCCCGCACAACCGAGAAGUUGAGACUCAGCUGUCACCUCCAGAGUAGCCUGCUACAAAACAAGCUAGCUGGGUUCAAGUCUGUCAACUGACCGAAGAUAAAUCGCGCAGUUCAGAUAAUGUUUGAUACACUCAGUUAAUGCCUAAUUAACGGUAUUUCCCUGACGUGAAGGCUAAGUUAUAGGAGCUGUCAGCUGGUUUUGCUGUGACGCGUUUGAACUUAUAAACUAAUCCAGCAGCUAGCGUUGAGCUACGUGGUUCUGCAAAACCAGGCUCAAGUUUUCUUUAAAUCUUGGAUUUAAAUGUCCGAAAAGAGUUCAUCGUCCGGUUCGGAUGAGGAUGUGGACCCGGAAUCCGGGCAGCCUGUGGAGCUUGGAGGCGUUUUAAGCAAGUGGACAAAUUACAUACACGGAUGGCAGGAUCGCUGGGUCGUGUUGAAAAACAAUACCUUGAGCUACUACAAGUCCGAAGAUGAACGGGAAUACGGCUGCAGGGGGUCCCUGUGCCUCAGCAAGGCUGUUAUCACACCGCAUGAGUUUGACGAGUGUCGUUUUGACAUCAGUGUGAACGACAGUGUUUGGUACCUCAGAGCUGAAGAUCCCGAGCACAGACUCCAGUGGAUUGAGUCGAUAGAGCUGCACAAGGCCGAGUCUGGUUAUGGUUCAGAAACCAGUCUCCGGCGUCAUGGUUCCAUGUUGUCUCUCACCUCAGCAGCCAGUGCCUUGUCCGCCACAUCCACAUCUUCCUUCAAGAAGGGGCACAGGUUGCGUGAGAAGUUAGCAGAAAUGGAAACCUUCCGGGACAUCCUGUGCAGACAAGUGGACACCCUGCAGAAAUACUUUGACUCCUGUGCUGACGUCGUCUCUAAAGAUGAAUUUCAGAGAGACAGAGAAGUAGAGGAGGACGAAGAGGACUUUCUGACCACUACAAGACCGGAUGGUGAAUUCAAUCACAACAACAAUGGCAGCAAAGAGAAAUUGUUUUCUCCUGCCAGUCCCAAAGCUAUGAAUGGAAUAGACUUUAAGGGUGAAGCCAUCACCUUUAAAGCCACCACAGCAGGCAUCCUGUCCACCUUGUCCCACUGCAUCGAACUGAUGGUCAAACGAGAGGACAGCUGGCAGAAGAGAAUGGACAAGGAGCUAGAGAAGAGGCGGAGGGUAGAAGAUGCCUACAAGUCUGCUGUGAAUGAACUGAAGAAAAAGUCACACUACGGAGGCCCGGACUAUGAGGAGGGGCCUAACAGUCUGAUCAAUGAGGAUGAGUUCUUCGAUGCGGUGGAAGCUGCACUGGACAGACAGGACAAGAUCGAGGAGCAGUGCCAGUCAGAGAAGGUCAGGAUACCGCGACUCACUCCAGUUCCUCCAGGCGACGCCUACUCCACCAUCGGUACACACCGAUUUGCAACCAAGCCCCAUAGCCAUUCUUCUUCCCUGUCCUCCGUUGAGCUAGUCAGUGCGUCAGAUGACAUUCACAGAUUCAGCGCUCAGGUGGAGGAGAUGGUGCAGAAUCAUAUGACUUACUCUCUUCAGGAUGUGGGCGGAGAUGCAAACUGGCAGCUGGUAAUAGAAGAAGGAGAGAUGAAGGUAUACAGGAGAGAAGUAGAGGAGAACGGUAUUGUGCUGGAUCCUCUCAAAGCUACACAUGCUGUGAAGGGGGUGACCGGACACGAGGUCUGCCACUACUUCUGGGACACGGCUGUCCGAAUGGACUGGGAGACCACCAUUGAAAACUUCAACGUUGUGGAAACGCUCUCUGAUAACGCCGUCAUUGUUUACCAGACGCACAAGAGAGUGUGGCCGGCCUCUCAGAGAGACGUGCUCUAUCUGUCAGCCAUCAGGAAGAUCUUGGCAACAAAUGAAAAUGAUCCCGACACAUGGCUGGUCUGCAACUUCUCUGUGGACCACGACAAUGCCCUUCCUACAAACCGGUGCGUUCGUGCCAAAAUCAAUGUUGCUAUGAUCUGCCAAACGCUGGUCAGCCCACCAGAAGGUGAUAAAGAGAUCAGCAGAGACAACAUCCUUUGUAAGAUCACCUACGUUGCCAAUGUAAACCCAGGAGGCUGGGCUCCUGCGUCAGUUCUCAGAGCCGUGGCCAAGAGAGAGUAUCCCAAGUUCCUCAAACGCUUCACUUCCUACGUCCAGGAGAAAACUGCUGGAAAACCUAUCCUGUUCUGAGCACAAAGAGGCUGGCAGAGGGCCCAGGUCGCCCACAGGAGAGACUACAUUGCUCAGCGUUGAACCGGCUUUCAAAGACUACAUGGCCCAUUCACCUGUCAAUUUGAAUGUGUUUUCAAACUACUACGUGCAGGACACUCUAUAUCAUCCGGGACAUGCCAUGGGGGCACCUGCUUGUAGAAGAGACUGGUUUUACGGCUUUAAUCCAUCAGUAGUUGUCAUCCCAGCCACGCUGUCAUGGCGUACACACCAUCUGUUGGUCAUGGGUACAUUUGUAUGUAAACUCAAGAGUUUCCUAAGUGGUUUUUGACUUCUUGUUACCGAUUAUUUGCUUUUUUUUGUAAAUUGUUUUGUACAUUUCUUAUGAUUACAAUCUUCUUCUUGAAUUUUUUUUUUUUUUUUGGGGAGGGGGGGGGUUCGCUUCAAUCACUAGUAUUACAGCUACUUGUUUUGCUGCUGCUAAAGUAACUACCACGAGAGAGGAAAGUAGAUUUUGACAGGAAAUGCAUUGAUGAGGUGUGGUACAGUAUCUCCUCUUUCUUGCCUUCUCCUGUCCCUCUGGUGAUGACUCUCUUUGCAGUUUGAUGGGGGGGCCAGAGCCUAAAGCUUUGAAAUCUUUAUAUUUCUAGAUUGUUAUAAAGUAGCUUUCAGAGAGCUCCAGGGACACAAUGUAUUGUACAGAGAAAAAAAAACAGUUUACCAAUGUGAGAAAUGUGAAUUGACUGUUAAAUGCUUGAAUUUGAUGGGCCAAGGAAACCUGAAGUGGGAGAUAAAGAGCAUUUGCUAAGUCUAAAGUCACGUUGGAUAAUAUUUUUGACACGGUUGAAGUUAUAGUCAAUAAUUGGAUAUUAAUGAUGUAGUUGACUGUGGUUUAUAGAUGCUAAGCUGCGGCCUGUUGUCGGUGUGUAUCUGUCUUUAACCUUCAUGUAACACACUGUUUCUGACAGAUAUUUGCAAACGGCCAGCCAUAGUGUCUGAUGUACAGAUUCCUCUCUUUCAUUGAGAGACGAGUGGAAAUAUUUUGUACACCCAAAGUUGUUUUUUCACCAUUUUCAGCCCCUGAUGAGGCAGAAAGAAAAACUGUCUGUGCAUUCAUGAGUGUCAGGUUUGUAAAUUAGUCCCGCUGCUAUUAUGCAGGAAAGUUGUAAAACCUUGAGUAGGAAAUCAUCUACACCCUAGACUCUUAAGUCAAACUCUAAUAUUACAUUUCACUCGCCACACUACAGUGCAGUGGCCUCCUGCCCUUUGACUGAUAAACUACC
Messenger RNA from Centropristis striata (black sea bass), 3719 nucleotides. Its product is annotated as ceramide transfer protein-like. Lineage: Eukaryota; Metazoa; Chordata; Actinopteri; Perciformes; Serranidae. The coding region runs from base 586 to 2457 and encodes 623 amino acids. Gene Ontology annotation, biological process: ER to Golgi ceramide transport. Gene Ontology annotation, molecular function: phosphatidylinositol-4-phosphate binding. The record is from RefSeq and is a predicted model, not a curated record. Gene Ontology annotation, cellular component: Golgi apparatus. The transcript has 18 exons.